Molecule: messenger RNA, 771 nt
Organism: Glossina fuscipes
Lineage: Eukaryota; Metazoa; Arthropoda; Insecta; Diptera; Glossinidae
Product: keratin-associated protein 5-3-like
Exons: 4
Coding region: 19-675 (218 amino acids)
Source: RefSeq, a predicted model, not a curated record
AUUUACUCCUUACAUCUGAUGCUUUCUAUUUCCAACCUCUCUGAAUCUAAAUUAAUAAGUCUCAAAAUGUGUGAUCCUUGCUGCGCACCGUGCUGCUCACCAUGCGGACCUUGUGGACCUUGUGGACCUUGUUCCCCUUGCGGACCUUGCAGUCCCUGUGAUCCAUGCUGUGCACCUUUUGAGCCUAAAGCCUGUCGUAGUCGCGAAUUGCGUUGUGGCAUUAUGUAUACGACAUGCGAUUGUAUUAAACGUAACGGUCUGCAAGAUAAAUGCCCACGUUCGCUGUGCCAAGGUCGUUCAGCUUGUAUGUGUUUCCCAACACCUAAUUGUUGCCCUAGUUCGUUCCCUCUACGCUAUGCCAAUAUGACUAUGGGUGUGAUUAAGAAGAAAAAUAAAAAUAAUCGUCGUGCAGGAGGAGGCAAUGGCAAUGGUAAUGGUAACGGCAGUUGUUGCAGUAACGGCAAUUGUUGUAGCAGCAACGGCUGUGGUUGCACAUGCAACCCAUGCAGCGAUCCAGCUUACUGUGGAUUAUCCAAUCCGCAAUGUGGAGCCCCAUCACCAAUACCAUGCUCACCAACACCAAGAUGUUGCCCACCCUUACCUGAAGGUGGCAUACCAGAUCCACGAGUAUGGAAUAGCUGCAAUACGCCGCAAGUUUAUCCCUGUGGCUUUUAAUAGUGGACGAGCAUUUUCUAUCGCCGCUGGUUGUGCCUGGCCGGCUAACGGAAACGAAACUAAUUAUUGAUGAUCAAAAACCCUGAAAAUUGCAGC